AUUUCCAUCGUAUUCUCCAAGGAGAGGAGUUGAAACAUUCAACGUACACAAACUCACAUAUACCAAAAAGGAAAAGCAGACCAGAGAGGGUUUUCCCUUCCAAGUUUCUUGCGAUUUUCUUGGAUGGAGUCUUGCAAGGGACCAGAGGGAGAGGAAGUGAAGUGCGUGUGGGUUCAUGGUCCUAUAAUCGUAGGGGCAGGACCCUCGGGGCUGGCCGUUGCAGCAUGCCUCUCCCACCACGGACUACCCUACGUCAUUCUCGAGAGGAGUCACUGCAUAAACUCCCUUUGGCAACACAGAACCUACGACCGUCUCAAACUCCACCUCCCCAAACACUUCUGCCAACUCCCCUUCAUGCCCUUCCCUCACCAUUUCCCCAAAUACCCCUCCAAGAACCAGUUCAUCUCCUACCUCCAUUCCUACGCUCACCGCUUCAACAUCCGCCCCAGGUUCAACCAGUCCGUUCACUCCGCUCACUUCGACCCCGUUUCCCAGUUCUGGGUCGUCAGAACCAACGAUUUUCAGUACAUUUCCCCGUGGCUCGUCGUUGCUACCGGAGAGAAUGCCGACCCUGUCAUUCCCUCGAUUCUUGGCAUGGACUCCUUUCACGGACCCGUUGUUCACACCAGCGCCUAUAAAUCCGGUUCUCAUUACAAAAACAAGAGGGUUUUGGUAAUCGGUUGCGGCAACUCAGGAAUGGAAGUAAGCUUGGAUCUUUGCAGGCACAACGCCACCCCUUACAUGGUCGCCAGAAACACAGUACAUGUGCUGCCUAGGGAGAUGUUUGGCUUUUCUACGUUUGGAAUGGCGAUGGGUCUAUUGAAAUGGCUUCCGAUAAAGUUGGUAGACAAGGUGGUAUUGGCGUUGGCUGGGUUAAUGUUAGGUGACACCGCCCGCUACGGCGUUAGGAGGCCAAAAACUGGGCCAAUAGAGCUCAAACUUGUCACCGGUAAAACCCCUGUGCUAGAUGUUGGACAAGUAGCGCAGAUAAGAUCCGGUAACAUCAAGGUGAUGGAAGGGGUGAAGGAGAUAACAAGAAACGGUGCCAAGUUUAUGGAUGGACAAGAAAAGGAGUUCAGUGCCAUAAUAUUAGCAACGGGUUACAAAAGCAACGUGCCCACUUGGCUUAAGAGCCGUGAAUCUUUCACGAAAGACGGAAUGCCGAAAAUGCCGUUUCCAAUGGGUUGGAAGGGAGAGAAUGGAUUGUAUACGGUUGGGUUCACGAGAAGAGGUCUUCUUGGAAGUGCAUCGGACGCCGUAAAGAUUGCCGAAGACAUAGCUGAUCAAUGGAUGAGCGUUAAGGACAAAUCACGCCGUAAUUCCCUUAUGAUCUUGCUCAAGAGUACAUAGGAUCACGUGGCUAAUCUUGUAAUUGUUCUGGAUUUUUUUUUAUUUUUUAUUUAUUUUUUCAUGUAUGUACAAUUUUGUAUUUCCAGCAUUCUUGUGUCUAAACUUUUUUUUCACUCAGCCUUCGUUUCAAACAGUUCCGUAAAUG
Vigna umbellata (rice bean) is the source of this 1495-nucleotide messenger RNA. RefSeq names its product putative indole-3-pyruvate monooxygenase YUCCA4. Lineage: Eukaryota; Viridiplantae; Streptophyta; Magnoliopsida; Fabales; Fabaceae. Gene Ontology annotation, biological process: auxin biosynthetic process. Gene Ontology annotation, cellular component: endoplasmic reticulum membrane. Gene Ontology annotation, molecular function: flavin adenine dinucleotide binding; monooxygenase activity. The record is from RefSeq and is a predicted model, not a curated record.